CUUACCAGCCAUCGAUGACGAGAUCAAUUGCUCUCCAUAGAGCGGGAUAGAUCGGUCUCUUGCUUGGUUAAUCGCCUAACAUGCUGGUCCAAAUGGCUGGUAGCAAAACGCCACUGGGUGUUCCCUUCCAUGGCGGCUAGUACAUAUAUACCUUGCAUUCAGCCACUCACCUCACACGCGAUCAGACGCGAUGUCUUGUGAACAUUUACAUAUAAUUGCAAGCAAUACAGGAGCAAAAUGGUGCAGAUCAAUAUGUUUGGGACAGGCUUCACCCUCCAAGCCGCCAUCUGGGCAGCCUGUGGAAUGGCCUUCAUCCUCUUCGGUUACGAUCAAGGUGUCUUCUCCGGGAUCGUGGAAAACGAUGACUUCCUCGACACCAUGAAUCAUCCCAAUGACAGCCUCACAGGCAUCAUCGUCUCCAUCUACAACCUGGGCUGCUUUGCUGGCUGUCUUGUCAACUUCAUGCUGGCAGAACGGCUGGGAAGACGCAGAGCAAUGUGGUUUGCUAUGGUCUGGGUCAUAAUUGGAGCUACUCUACAAUGCUCCGCCUUCUCAGUGCCGCAUCUGAUGAUCGGUCGCUUUGUCACGGGCAUUGGCACUGGGAUCGAGACAUCCACAGUGCCCAUGUACCAAGCAGAACUAUGUGAGGCCAACAAGCGCGGACGGCUUGUCUGCAGCGAACCCCUCUUAGUGGGUGUGGGAAUUGUCAUCAGUUACUUCUUCGACUAUGGUAUGGGAUUCGUCGGCGGUCAAGUCGCUUGGAGACUUCCUAUUGCAUGCCAGAUGCUCUUUGCGUUUGUGGUGGUAAUCCUCGUGUUCGGGUUGCCCGAGUCUCCGAGAUACUGCUACAAGGAAGGUCGUCGCGACGAAGCACUUCAAAUCCUCAGUGAUGUCUACGGUUGUCCGAAAGAUGACCCGAAGAUCCUUGCCGAGCAGGCGGAGAUUCUGGAAGCCCUUGCCGUGGAGACGCAGCAUGGGGAGUUCCAGUGGAGAAACAUCCUCAAACAUGACAAGGUCUCAACAGGCCAUCGAGUUCUUCUUGCCUACGGGAUGCAAUUCAUGAACCAAGUCGGCGGCAUCAAUCUCGUCGUCUAUUUCAUCCCCACCGUGCUGAACAGCAACGUCGGCCUCAGCAAGAACCUCUCCAUGAUCCUGGGAGGCUGUGUCCAGAUCAUGUUCGUGGUGGGCAGUAUAUUCCCGACCUUCUUCGUCGACCGGGUCGGUCGCCGAGCGCCCAUGAUCUGGGGCUCAUUCGGCCUGGGGAUCUGCAUGAUGAUGGUUUCCGUCCUGCUCAGCUUCAAAGGCCACGCCAACGAGCAUGCGACCUCGUCCGCGGCGGUGGCUUUCUUCUUCCUCUACAUGCUCAUCUUCGGUGCCUCCGUCAACUGCAUCCCUUGGUGCUAUGUCCCGGAGAUCUUGCCUCUGCAUGCGCGCGCGAAGGGCACGGCUAUCGGGAUCUCGUCCAACUGGAUUUGGAACUUCUUCGUCGUCAUGAUUACGCCGAUCAUCAUCAAUCGCCUGCAGUGGAAAGCCUACCUCAUCUUCAUGUGUACGAACUUGGCCUUUGUCCCGCUGAUCUACUUCUGCUAUCCCGAGACAGCCAACUUUACCCUUGAAGAAAUAGAUUACUUGUUCACCAAUCCGGAUAAGAGCGCGGUGCAAGCGUCCAAGGAGCUUGUGAAGGAAAAGAAGAGACACCGGACCGCGCCAUCGCACGUUGUCGUCUCCCAGGCGAGCCAGGUUGUCCAGCCCGGCAAAGGAAAGGGCCAUGAGAGCAUCACGUCGAGGGUCUCCGAUGAGCAUAUCGAAGAUGCACGCGGCUAGAAGGAGAUGCACAACGGGGGUAACUCUCUUUCUGUGAUGUGUUGAAGGUGACA
This is a messenger RNA of Aspergillus aculeatinus CBS 121060, 1877 nucleotides long. RefSeq names its product putative MFS sugar transporter. Bases 238 to 1824 code for a protein of 528 amino acids. Gene Ontology annotation, biological process: transmembrane transport; carbohydrate transport. Gene Ontology annotation, cellular component: membrane. NCBI's taxonomy places the organism in Eukaryota, Fungi, Ascomycota, Eurotiomycetes, Eurotiales, Aspergillaceae. The transcript has 9 exons. Gene Ontology annotation, molecular function: carbohydrate:proton symporter activity. The record is from RefSeq and is a predicted model, not a curated record.